Penicillium angulare is the source of this 4359-nucleotide messenger RNA. RefSeq lists its product as uncharacterized. Gene Ontology annotation, biological process: nucleoside metabolic process. The coding region runs from base 1 to 4359 and encodes 1452 amino acids. Gene Ontology annotation, molecular function: protein binding; catalytic activity. The record is from RefSeq and is a predicted model, not a curated record. The transcript has 2 exons. Lineage: Eukaryota; Fungi; Ascomycota; Eurotiomycetes; Eurotiales; Aspergillaceae.
AUGGAGAUUUCUGAUUCGGAACCAUCACAUAAACGAAGAAAAACCUACCACGACGAUGACUCCGCACGACAGGCGUACACGAUCGCUUGGAUAUGUGCGCUUCCCAUCGAGAUGGCUGCGGCCCGGGCCGUGCUAGAUGAUACCCACGAUCCCCUACCAACACUGCCGGACGACGACAAUACGUAUGUUCUGGGAAAUAUCAACGAGCAUAACAUAGUUAUCGCAUGUCUGCCAACAAAUCAGUACGGAAUAGUCAAUGCGGCAAAUGUUGUGACGAACCUGAAAAGAACGUUUACCUCGAUCCGAGUGGGAUUGAUGGUCGGCAUUGGCGGUGGCGUGCCCAGCAAAGUUGAUAUCCGACUGGGAGAUGUCGUUGUCGGAACCAGAGUCAUGCAAAUUGAUCUUGGAAAGAUCGUAGGAGAGGGGCAACUAGAGCGAACUGCGAUCGCUAGAGUACCUCAUCAAUCACUUGGGACAGCCGUAUCUUCCCUCCGCGCGAAGCACGAAAUAGGGCUCUGUCGCAUUCCAUCUAUUCUCCAGCAUCAUCUUGAAAAGUAUGGAUAUGGCCACCCAAAUAUGCCAGACCAUCUAUUUCAGGCACCAUAUCACCAUCCACCAGAAAAUGCCAGUUGCGACGAUUGUGAUAAAUCAAAGUUGGCUUUGCGAAGUGAACGGUUGUCGAAAGAGCCCAUGGUUCAUUAUGGCGCAGUUGCUUCAGGGAGUCAAGUGAUUAAAAACAGCGUCUUUCGGGACGAGGUAGCCCGUCAGCUGAAUGUCAUUUGCUUUGAAAUGGAGGCCGCGGGUCUCAUGGACAUUCUCCCCUGUCUCCCAGUUCGAGGUAUCUGCGACUAUUCUGACUCGCACAAGAGCAAAGAAUGGCAGAGGUAUGCCGCGGGCGCUGCGGCCGCAUACGCAAGAGAGCUGCUCGAAGAGAUACCCAUACCUGCAUCACAAAUACAAGAGUCUCAGCAUAAAUCACCCCCGGGCCCCUCUGAAAUUGUUCUUUUGCAGGACCGCCGAAAGCAGCUACUUGACUCUCUUCGAUUUACACAAAUUGAUAGUCGUAGAUUGACCGUCAAAAAAGAACAUGCUAAAACAUGCCAAUGGUUUCUCACCCACCCUGACUAUAAGGCAUGGUUAGAUCCAAAGAAACUAGUACAGCAUUAUGGUUUGUUCUGGGUGAGCGGCAAACCCGGCUCUGGAAAAUCGACGAUUAUGAAAUUCAUCUACUCAAACAUGAAGCAACGCCGCCAAGUUGCUUUGAAAGCUUCGUUCUUUUUCAAUGCUCGUGGAACUUAUUUGGAAAAAUCAGUAUUGGGAAUGUAUCGUUCUCUGUUGCUUCAACUACUUGAAGGAUUUCCCGACCUGCAGACAGUUUUAGAUGAUCCUGAUCUUAUCAUCGCCAAUUUUCAAAAGGCUGUUUCGUCCUUGGAUAUUCUGAAGAAGAUUAUUUUCAAGGCGGUUUCUCGACUAGGCCAUCGCACAUUCACAUGCUUCAUUGACGCCCUUGAUGAAUGCGACGAACAACAAGUGCUUGACAUGGUCCAGUAUUUUGAAGACCUAGCUUGCUACUCUUUAGCAAAUCAGCUGCUUUUCCGAGUUUGCUUUUCAAGUCGACAUUAUCCUUUUAUCAUCAUUCGGUAUGGUACCCGCCUGGUUUUGGAGCAUCAGCCAGGUCAUACUGAAGACUUAGAGGUGUUUGUAAAGAGCCAGCUCAGAGCCCAGGAUGCAGUUGUAAUUCAAAAGCUACUUGAAAAAGCUGCUGGCGUUUUCAUGUGGGUGGUUUUGGUUGUUGAGAUACUGAAUAAAGAGUAUGCUCGGGGUGCUAUGUCUGUUCACCGAAGGCUUGAAGAAACACCAAGUGAUUUGAGUGACCUUUUCAAAGAUAUUUUGAAACGUGAUAAUGAAGACAUGGAGCAGCUUCUGCUUUGCUUUCUUUGGAUCCUUUGUGCAAAUCGUCCUUUGCAACCCGAGGAGUUCUAUCAUGCUACUUGGUCCGGAUUGUCACUAAAGGGUUUAGUGGACGACACAAUCCCAGAUGCAUCAAUCACGGAUACAAAUCAGGGUCUACCUAGAUCCUAUAGAUAUGUGAUAAGCUGCUCUAAGGGACUCGCUGAAGUUACAAAAUCCGACAAGCCAGUUGUUCAAUUCAUCCACGAGUCUGUUAGUGACUUUCUCAUCAAGGAUAGGGGUCUUUAUGAGAUGUGGCCUGAAUUUGGUCUCGAUUGGGAGAGCCUAGGCCACGAGAAACUCAAAAUUUGUUGCAAUUUUUAUAUCACCCACAAGGUUGUGGGUGGAUUUACCGACAAUUUGACUCUGUGCACAAAGGAUGAGAACCAGGAAGUAGCCUCCUGCAAGUACCCAUUCUUAGAGUACGCAUGUCAAAGCAUUCUUCACCAUUCCAAUGCCGCAGCCAAAGUUGUACCGCAGGAUGAUUUUAUUUCUUCAUUCUCAUCUAAGUGGAUUAUCAUUCAUAACUUAUUUGAGAAGAGCUUGAAAUCAAAGAUGCGCGAGUAUAGCCCCAAGGCAAGUCUUCUUUACAUUUUUGCGGACCGAGGGCAUCCGGAGCUUAUCCGUGCGAAACUGAAAGACAACUCUGAUAUCAAUAUCCAUGGUGAGAGAUAUAAAUAUCCGAUAUUUGCUGCUCUGUCGCACGGUGAUAAAGCCAGUGUUGCUGCUCUUUUAGAUAUUCCUUCGACCAUUUGGGAAGGGGUUGAUAUCACCGAGGGUCUAAACAACAGGAAUGAUCUCGGAUCGAUCAAAGACCAAACACCUCUGUGCUGGGCUAUAUUACAUAGGAGACUUGGGAUUUUCAAACUUCUUCUGUUGAGAGCCCACCCCGUCAAUGGCAUUCAGCACUCUCGAUGUGAUACGCCACUUUCGCUCGCUUUAAACAUGGGCGAUGAAGUUAUGGCUCAACUCCUCAUAAAAAAAGGGGCAGAUGUGAAUGCAGCUACUGAAUAUGGACUGACACCAAUAUGCCACGCUUUGGAUAGCAAGAAUAACGUGAAAUCUCUUGUUAUUAUGCUUGUCGAAGGAGGAGCAGACGUAAACCAAGUAUGCAGCACAAAAACCUCAUACACACCGCUUCUUUACGCUUUAUAUCAAAGGCAGGAGGACGCUGCUAGGUUCCUUAUCGAAAAAGGGGCAUUCAUAGACAAAUGCAGCAGAGAUGGAGAUUCGCCCCUUCUGGUUGCCUCCCGUUAUGGAACCAAGGAAUUUGUGAAGUUUCUCAUCGAACACGGGGCAGACAUUCAUAAAAGCAACGGUUCCGGACAUACGCCUCUCGCACUAGCUUCGGCAAUUGGGAAUGAAGCUAUUGCUAGAUUGCUGAUUGAACACGGGGCAGACAUUCAUAAGAGCAACGAUUCCGGAGAUACGCCUCUCGCACUAGCUUCGGAAUUUGGGAAAGAUGCUAUUGCCAGAUUGCUGAUUGAACACGGGGCAGACAUUCAUAAAAGCAACGAUUCCGGAGAUACGCCUCUCGCACUAGCUUCGCGAUUUGGAAAUGGAGCUAUUGCCAGAUUGCUAAUUGAACACGGGGCAGACAUUCAUAAAAGCAACGGUUCCGGACAUACGCCUCUCGCACUAGCUUCGGCAAUUGGGAAUGAAGCUAUUGCUAGAUUGCUGAUUGAACACGGGGCAGACAUUCAUAAAAGCAAUGAUUUCGGAUAUACGCCUCUCGCACUAGCUUCGCGAUUUGGAAAUGAAGCUAUUGGCAGAUUGCUGAUUGAACACGGGGCAGACAUUCAUAAAAGCAACGAUUCCGGAGAUACGCCUCUUGCACUAGCUUCGGAAUUUGGGAAUGAAGCUAUUGCUAGAUUGCUGAUUGAACACGGGGCAGACAUUCAUAAAAGCAAUGAUUUCGGAUAUACGCCUCUCGCACUAGCUUCGCGAUUUGGAAAUGAAGCUAUUGGCAGAUUGCUGAUUGAACACGGGGCAGACAUUCAUAAAAGCAACGAUUCCGGAGAUACGCCUCUUGCACUAGCUUCGGAAUUUGGGAAUGAAGCUAUUGCUAGAUUGCUGAUUGAACACGGGGCAGACAUUCAUAAAAGCAAUGAUUUCGGAUAUACGCCUCUCGCACUAGCUUCGCGAUUUGGAAAUGAAGCUAUUGGCAGAUUGCUGAUUGAACACGGGGCAGACAUUCAUAAAAGCAAUGAUUUCGGAUAUACGCCUCUCGCACUAGCUUCGGAAUUUGGGAAUGAAGCUAUUGCUAGAUUGCUGAUUGAACACGGGGCAGACAUUCAUAAAAGAAAUGAUUUCGGAUAUACGCCUCUUGCACUAGCUUCGGAAAUUGGGAAUGAAGCUAUUGUCAGAUUACUUAUUGAGCACGAGGCAGACAUUUGUACACGUGGUUGA